Spirodela intermedia is the source of this 3016-nucleotide messenger RNA. Lineage: Eukaryota; Viridiplantae; Streptophyta; Magnoliopsida; Alismatales; Araceae. The record is from the annotation of a GenBank genome assembly.
AUGGCCGGCACUGGGGUGUUCGAGGAGAUCAUAGACGGGGAUGUGUACAAGUACUACUCCGAAGGGGAAUGGAGGAAGUCGUCCUCCGGCAAGUCCGUCGCCAUCAUCAACCCUACCACACGCAAGACGCACUACAAGGUUCAAGGUGAGGGGGCCUGCAACCUCCGCCCUAUUUCUUUGUAGUCUUUCCCCAGGGCUGGCCACAAGGUCUCCCUCUUUUCUUCCCCUUUCGUUUUUGUUCGGUUUGGACGCUGGUUUUUGCUCGAUCAGAGGAAUUCGGGCGUUGCUGUAUGUUUCUCCCCGCAAUGUUGCAUUAUUUUGGAGGUCUUGCGGCGAAUUUUUUACGAUCCGAAGCCGUCGUCGCUCUGUUGUUCUUGCAUUCACUAUGCUCCUCCCCAGAAUCAGCGAAAGGACGACAGUCGUUGAUGAAUUCUGAUAUCUCGGCUCUUCCUGAUGUGAUCUUCGUUUACGAAUGCAAGAUCGUGUUGGAAACUAUUCAGAUUUGUUUCAUUUGAUUUAUUAAAAAAAGAAAUCCGCUCUGCGUGUGCCGUGGCCCACAGAUGAUUCACGACGAAUGUCACAAAAAUAGUUAAAUAACGAGGGGAGCAUUUCGCAUGCUCCCUUCGCCGUGCUCGGAAUAUUCCGGCGGUCGAAUUAUCAGUUUCAGACGAAGGUGUCCUUCCUUCCAUUAGCGCGACUUAUCGGGUCGGAACGCCGGCGUGCGUUCUCUCGCCUUUGUCUUCCCUUCCCUCUCCAGCAUGCACGCAGGUGGAGGUGAACAAGGUAAUGGAGGUGGCAAAGACGGCACAGAAGGCGUGGGCUAAGACCCCUCUGUGGAAGCGGGCGGAGCUCCUCCACAAGGCAGCCGCCCUCCUCAAGGAGCACCGGGAGCCCAUCGCCGAAUGCCUCGUAAAGGAGAUCGCCAAGCCGGCCAAGGACGCGGUCAUCGAGGUGCGCAUUUCUCGUCUAUUUUCAACUUGUUGAUGCAGCGCACCUUCCUGUUCACGAAAUUUCGCUUUCAUUUUCUGACGGGAGUUAAUGACGGGAAGGUCGUCCGGUCGGGGGAUCUGAUAUCUUACACCGCCGAGGAAGGGGUACGACUCCUGGGGGAGGGCAAAUUCCUCGUCUCCGAUAGCUUCCCUGGCAACGAACGCACAAAGUACUGCCUCACCUCCAAGGUCAGUGUCCGAGAGUUUUCCUCUUCCUUCCACCUCUUUUACUCAUCGUUUUGAACCACUGGUAGUCUUCUUCUUUCUGUGUGCUUUUUCAUCUGAUAGGAUUCUUUCUUGUAUUCUCUUUGGUCUGUCGACUUGUGAUAAAGAAGAUUUCCCAAGAAUUGCAUUAAAACAUAUCGACUAGUCAUCACAGCACAGCCGCUUCUUACAUUUCCGAGCAGCUUUUAAAGUGGCAAGGUGAUGUUGUCGCAGAUUCCAUUGGGAGUCGUCCUGGCGAUUCCCCCCUUCAACUAUCCUGUUAAUCUGGCCGUCUCCAAGAUCGCCCCGGCACUAAUUGCCGGCAACUCGCUUGUGCUCAAGCCCCCAACCCAGGUAACAGAUUCAUAUCAAUGCUUCAAAGAAUACACCCCCUGUUCAUCCAUACUAUCUGCUCCUAAAUAUAUUGAACCCUUGGUUCGUAAAAUCUCUCAAUGUGGAAGUACUUGAUGAAGAAAUACAUACCCUGUAGGGAGCCGUGGCCGCUCUUCACAUGGUACAUUGCUUCCAUCUGGCCGGGUUCCCCAAAGGCCUCAUCAGCUGUGUCACCGGAAAAGGCUCGGAGAUUGGGGAUUUUCUGACCAUGCACCCUGGAGUCAACUGUAUAAGGUAGCCAGUCAGCCACCUUCGGAAUUCUAUGGUGGUGCUAAAUACUAGCUUCUUCCGGCAUUCAGUGACUAGUUGACUCGUCUUCCCGCUGUAGUUUCACUGGCGGAGAUACCGGAAUCGCCAUAUCGAAGAAGGCCGGGAUGGUCCCGCUCCAGAUGGAACUGGGGGGGAAGGACGCCUGUAUAGUGCUGGAGGAUGCCGACCUGGACUUGGUGGCGGCCAACAUUGUCAAAGGAGGCUUCUCGUACAGGUAAAAUCCGUCGUUCAUCUACCAUAGCUUGCUUCUGUAACGUCAACGGAAGAUCUCUUGCUUCGAUGAUUCCUGAUUAAUAUAUAUAUAUAUUAAAAUUGGGAAAAACACAGCUCAGGCUUUGUUUACUCUUUAUUUUAAUAACACAGCGGGCAGAGGUGCACGGCAGUGAAGGUCGUCCUGGUGAUGGAAUUGGUUGCCGAUUCCCUCGUGGAGAAAGUCAACGCCAAGUUGGCUAAGCUGACCGUCGGGCCGCCGGAGGACGACUGCGACAUCACUCCGGUGGUGACGGAGUCCUCGGCCAACUUCAUAGAAGGGCUGGUCAUGGACGCGAAGGAGAAAGGCGCCACCUUUUGCCAGGAGUACCAGAGGGAAGGCAACCUCAUAUGGCCGCUGCUGCUGGAUCACGUCCGCCCGGACAUGAGAAUCGCCUGGGAGGAGCCCUUCGGGCCGGUGCUACCAGUAAUCCGCAUCAACUCCAUUGAAGAAGGCAUCCACCACUGCAAUGCCAGCAACUUCGGUCUCCAGGUACCGCACGGACCAUCUCCUCCUCCUUCCUCCUCCCUCUUCAUUUCUGAUCCCCACUUUUUCUUCCUCUCUCCCCCCCUCCCCCCCUCCUGCAGGGAUGCGUCUUCACGAGGGACAUCGUCAAAGCUAUCAUGAUCAGCGACGCCAUGGAAACGGGAACGGUGCAGAUCAACUCGGCUCCCGCUCGCGGCCCGGAUCACUUCCCCUUCCAGGUGGGUACUACAUGCGAUUCCGUAGAAUCUGUUCUUCGAUGGAGAGUGGCUAACUGCGCAGGAAUCCCACGUAAAAAACAUGGUCGUUGCAGGGUUUGAAAGACAGUGGCAUCGGCUCGCAGGGGAUUACUAACAGUAUAAACAUGAUGACGAAGGUGAAGAGCACCGUCAUCAACCUCCCGUCACCUUCCUACACCAUGGGUUAG